This is a messenger RNA of Pecten maximus, 4920 nucleotides long. Its product is annotated as protein LSM12 homolog. Bases 32 to 625 code for a protein of 197 amino acids. The transcript has 5 exons. Lineage: Eukaryota; Metazoa; Mollusca; Bivalvia; Pectinida; Pectinidae. The record is from RefSeq and is a predicted model, not a curated record.
ACGUUCGGAAAAAAAGGCUGUCCAGCGAAAAAUGAAGAUCGAGAUGGCACAGGACGGCGAAUACUUCAGUAUAGGAAGUAUCGUAAGCUGUACGACAUGUUAUAACCAGAAAUUACAAGGAGAAGUACUCGCUUUUGAUGAAGGAACCAAAAUGCUUGCAAUCAAAACUUCAGCGGCAAGUGGGAAACACAACCGUCAUGACAUCCGAAUGGUGAACCUGACAUAUGUGAGUGACGUCAAAAUCAUUCAGGAGUCCGAUGAGCCUGCCCCAGCAAUGGCCAGUCUUAACUUACAGAAGAUUACUACCAGAUUGAGGGAAAAUCUGGAGGCAAAAAAGCAGAAAGUAAAUUACAUUGGAAUAGGAGUGAGUGCUGAUGGACAGAAGGUGUUUAAUUCCAUUGUGAAAACACUAAAUGAUUCUAGAUGGGAGGGCAAGAACAUUGUUGUGAUGGACGAGGUGUCAAUACGCCCACCCUAUAAUGUGGAGGAUUGCCGUGGCAGGGAUGGACAACUGUUAAGUCAUGUGAAAAAAAUUGUUCGUAAACACCAUGUAACAGAGGAGGGACAAAAAACAGAAUCACGCAAGUCAAUGUCCCCAUCGUCACCUUCACCAGUGUCUUCUUGAAUAGCGCAAGCCAGGAAAAAAGAAAUUCAAAACUUCAACACAGCGUAAUCUCAUACAUGGAAUACAAACAGCAGUGACAGAUAUUUCUUUUGUCAAAAGUUAUUUCCAACAAUAACAUCUUAAUUAAUUGUACAUCUGUCUAAUUUCGAGAACUAUUUAUUUUUCUAGACAUUUACAUUAAAACAGAUCACAAGCAAAACAGUUGCAUACCAGUAAUACAUUGUGUAACAAAAUAAUAUGACUUAAAAAUAGUCAUAAAUAUAGAUAGGUUUACUCUUUUUGUCUGUCUAUUCUUGUAUUUAAUUAAUAUAUAUAUAUUUUGCAAAGAAUGGAAAGUUCAAUAUAGAAAAAAAUAUGUGAACAUAUUAUUUCAAUAUGGCUUACAUUUUUGGCAAACUGUGGAAAAAGCAUUAUAGUAUCAUGUUAAUGAACAGCUGUAUGAAGAAAUCCUGAAUACAUAUUUCCAUUUUUGCAUAAGGAAACAAUCUUUGUAUGGAAGGUACUAAGUACUUGUACAAUGUGUACUUCUGAUGUCACGAUCAGGUAAUCUUUAGUCUUUGAAGAAUUCAUUUCAGUGAGAGUUACACUACCUAUAAAACAUGUUUUUUUGUGAAAAAUGUUUAUCAAAAAAAUAUAAUGCAUUUAUAAAAACAAAAAAACUGUAGUUUUCUACAUUUGCUUUAAGUUAACUUAUAUUUUUUCUUUGAUUUUUAUUUUUUUCUUUAUGUUUUUUUUUUUUAACUUUGUGUUUGGAGCUCAUGAUCAUGAUGUAAGAUGUCCCCUGGCAGGUACAGAGAAUUUGAAGAUUUGGCUAUCUACCACAAAUAAAAUUAUGAGCAAAUAGUCUGUCACCAGCCUUUAUUUUCAAAUUAAAUAUAUCUUUUGAUAUGUUUUUAUUUAAUAAUCAUCAAUGUAAUAAUUUGAAACAACGUUUUGAACAAAGAUUUUGAUGCUUGAAAUAAUCAUGCGUAUCAUAAAGAUGGCAGAAAAAACUUGCUAUAUGCACCUUUACACAUAGGGUUUACACUGAGAUGUUUGAAUAACAGGAUUUACUAUGGUUUCUUACUCAUGAUAAGCCAUAUGUAUGCAUUAAAGAGUUUAUUCAUUAACAAAGCUGCACACAUGUGGAUUUUAACAACACUCAGAACAGCAAUUUUUUAUUUUCGAUUUUUGUUUCUAUGCACAUUUUAUAUCUGUGCUAUUUUACUGUUCUCUGUAUGGUCGCUAAAGACAGUAAAAACUGGAAAAGUAGUUUGCGACUUUAUGUGUUCUUGUAUUACGUUGAUGAAUUUUGUAUAAGAAGUAAGUUAUGUGUAUAAAAACUGUUAUGUGCUGUAAAAGAAAGCAUUUCAGUGCAAAUACGUUGACCGUAACCAAAAGGCACUGUAUGUAUAUAAUUUAACAGUUACUAUACAGGUUAAUAAAAUUACCUGAAUGAAAUAUGUUUUGACAGUCAAAAAUGUCUUCAAAGUUUAAUUCACAGACAUUAGCUUCAGUUACAUUAUCAUUUGAUAUGCUUUAAAAGGGAUACAAUAUUUUGCAGGUUUUGUAAAUUUUUACCUUUAAAUAUUAUGUCAAUACAUGUGUGUUAUAUUCAUUUUAGUAAUCACAGAGUAGAUUGGACUCUGGUAUGAAAAAGAUAAAUUUUGUAAUUAGACAGCAUACAGCCUUAGGUCUCUAUAUGUCAUAAAAAAAGUGACAUACACCAUUAAGUCUGUAUAUCACAACAAGGUAACAUACAGCCUUUUUAUAAGUCACCAUGUCACAGUAAUUAAAUUAAAAUAUAAGGUAAAGUUUAUGUAAAGCUUUUAGUGUGACUGUCCAUGUCCCAGUUAGGUAUCAUACAACCUUAAGUCCCUACAUCACUACAAGGUAACAUAGUCAAUAUGUUUCAAUAAGAUAGUGUACAGCCUUAAGUGUGUAUGUCACAAUAAAAUAGCAUACAGCCUUAAGUCUGUAUGUCACAGUAAAACAACUUGCAACCUUAACGUUGAAAAGUCAAAACACGGUCUGUGGGAUUUGCCAGACACCCUUAAGAUCCAUCGUUUAAGGUGUGAUGCCUGAUAUCAUAGGCUGUAUAUUUUCACUAGGAAGUUUUCGUUUUCAACUGAUCACCCAGAAAACUGGGUUUUUUUUUCCUGAAUGAGUAUGUAACUGAAGCUAAAUCUUAAAAUGAUUAUGAUAUGCAGAGUUUCUACAUUUUGGUCUUUAAUGUGUUUUUGUCAUCCGGUCUAAGCUGUACCUAUUCUGUGUAUAUGCAUUUCCUCGGCUGCUGUGCUGCCCUUUCUCAAGUGACAGCUUCUUGAUCUUCCAUCCUAGUGAUUCUGGGAUAAUAUCUUCUUUAUUGUCCUGUUUCUUAGCUUUUAGAUACAACUUUUUGUGAUAUAAUUUAAUUCACAAAUGUAUUUCCAAUAUAAUAAUGUGGGGCAGAGGCACAGAAAUUGAUGAUAAUGAUUGGAGACACUAGUUCAGGUCUAUCUAUCUUUCUUAAUAUCAGUCUCUGUAUUUGUUAGAUUGUGUAGUACCAAGAAAAAGUGCUUUCCACUCCACACAUACAAUCUGGGAUAUGCUUUAUAAUAGCCUGAAAGAACUACAAUCAGACAGAAAAACUUUGAUUUAAGUUAUCAUUUUCAAGGGGUCGCUGUUCCAUUUUUUGAACAUUUUCUAGGGAAGAAGGAAUUUGCAAAAAAUCAGAUGCUUUGAAACUAAGGGUAAUAGAAAAAUUAUUGUCUUUAACAAUUUCAGAAAAAUGCAUACUUCAAGUAAAACUGUAAAAUUUUGAACCAUAGAAAAUAGAUGUUUUACAGAUGAUCAAUAUUAUACAGCAAUAUCUUUCAGGAGGAAUUAUGCAUAUAUUGUUAAAAAAUUGCACAUUCUUCCUUGUUUUAGAAAACAAAUUCUUUCUGCUGAAAAUAAAUCACCAUAUCUAGCUAUUUGUUAAGUAGUGUGUUCAGUUUUGAAAACUGGGGAAUUCAGAUGUUUGGUAUGGUUGUGAUAUAAAUUAUUUAUGCUAGAAGACAUUUAUUGAAUAUGUCCAAAAUAAAUUCAUCCGAAAGAUGAUCACUUCUACUUUUAACCUAGACUACCAAGAUCAUAACGUCAGAAGCCCACAAACCUCUGCUGCGGGACACAAGCAAAAUAACAGUCUCAUUGGUAGUCUUUCACACAAACGAAACAGCAGAGCCUUGUAGGUUUCUGAAGGUGUCAAAGGUCAUGAUGUCUGAUUUCAUAACAAGUGUUCAUCUUUAUCUGAUACUGUAAACUUGGUAUGGAUGACAUAACAAAUUUUUGUGGUCUGUUUCAUACGUAAUUUUAUGGUGAAAAAUGAUAUGAAAAUGAAGUUUGUGGUAGACAUAACAUGAUGCACAAAUUUGCCACAGUAACAAAUAGUUGAUAUAUAUAAAUACAUGUACAAUGAAACACUUAUGCCUUUUUUCCUGUAAUGCCUUUUUGGUAAUUUCUAUAGCUAUAUUAUUUCCAACAGUGUUUCAUCAUUUAAUUAUUUUUUUUACACAAUACAUCGCUUAUUUGAAAGAUAAAAGUUGUCAUGAACCAUUUCAGUUGUUUUCUAACAGCAAUUUCCUGUAAAGCAGGGUGGAAUAGAUGAGCAGUGUAUAGGUUAGCUGUAUUCUAUAAGCUGGAGCUGAUCAAUAAUUGAACCAGAAACAUACUAUUGGCAUACAUGCAGGAACACUAUGUAGGUAUUUAGAUUUGUGAUGUUGCUAUCAUUCUCAAUAUAAAUUCAUUUUGAUGGGAGGUGGAAUAUUCAUGUGGAACUCAGCAUAUCAAAUUGAGUGCAAAUUGAUAUCUACACAGAACAAUUUAUAAAACAUAAUUAUCUGGAGAAAAAAACAGCUGGAACCCAUGUCGAUAAGAUUUGCCACAUGUUUGUAUGUAGCUAGAAUUUUAAGGGUGUUAUCUCCCUUUUACUAGUCCUGAAGAACUAUUUCUUUGGUAAAAUAAGACAUUUUGAAGAAAAAAAUCAGUUUUUCAAUUAUAUUAUUUUAAUCAAAUAAAUUUACAGUGAAUGCACUAUAUACUUUUCAAAGCUAUUUAUUUUUAUCAAAAUACAAAUACUUCGUAGACCACAAACACAUAAACAAGACAGACAACACAAAAAGUGUUUUUACGCCCAUGGAAUCAUAAACAGUUUUAUAUCUUUUCGUGCAAACAUUUUAUUUGUUUACUGAUCCCAAAAGAAGUCUGCUUACAGAGUAAACAAGAGAAGGAAAUGUUUAUGUACCAAUGAACAGGGCAGGUGAUAAAAAAAAAAUAAAACACAUUUUCAAAAAAGU